Molecule: messenger RNA, 1527 nt
Organism: Striga hermonthica
Lineage: Eukaryota; Viridiplantae; Streptophyta; Magnoliopsida; Lamiales; Orobanchaceae
Source: the annotation of a GenBank genome assembly
AUGUCGGCAGCCUUAAACAGAUUAUUAUGCUCGCGCUCAACAAACAUCAUCGCGUUUAGAAAAUCCUUCUCUUGCGCCUUAGCAGCCCAAGCAGAUUUAAUUCCCAGUGCCAAUGCGCCAAAAUACUCGGCGUCGAGGGCCAGAAAUUUGUUCUCCAGGAUCAAUUCCGUCAGAAAGGAUAACGACGUCGUUCGGGUUCUCGACGAGUGGGUGGCCGAGGGCAGACAUGUCCACCCUCUCGAGCUCAGACCCAUUAUUCGCCACCUCCGGAGCCGCCGCCGUUUCUCUCAGGCUCUUAAGAUUUCGGAGUGGAUCAGUUCCAAUCAUGCAUUUAAAUUUAUAUCGGGCGAUUUUGCCGUGCAUUUGGAUCUAAUCGGUGUUGUCCAAGGCUGGGAAUCUGCCGAAGGCUACUUCGCUAACCUAAACGAGCAAUACAAAAACGAGAAGACGUAUGGGGCCCUCCUCAACUGCUAUGUGAGACAAGGCCUCCUGACCAAAGCGCUUGACCACAUGCAUGCCAUGAAAGAGCUCGGGUACAGCUCAUCAACCCUCACCUACAACAAUCUCAUGGCCCUCUACAAGAAGGAAGGGAAACUCGACAAGAUUGUCGAGACUCUCUCGGAAAUGAAGAAAAAUGGUAUCUCCCCCAAUAACUUCUCCUACAGAAUAUGCAUAAGCUCAUUCGGUGAAAAAUCAGAUGUGGACUCCAUGGAGAAGCUUUUAGAUGAAAUGGAGCUGCAGGCUGAUGUGGACAUAGACUGGUCCACGUGCUCUGUUGUGGCCUAUCAGUUGAUAAAAAACGGGCGGGAAGAAAAAGCCCUUGCCUACAUGAAGAAGUUGGAAGCAGGUCUCGAUAAAGAUGCUUUGGGCUACAAUCACUUGAUUUCGCUCUAUGCGCAUCUCGGGAACAAGGAUGAGAUGUUGAGAUUGUGGGCUUUGCAAAAGAGGGUGUGUAAAAAGCAGAACAAUUGGGAUUAUAUAAAUAUGCUCGGUUGUCUUUUGAAGCUUGGGGAGUUUGACGCAGCUGAGGUGGUUUUGAAGGAAUGGGAGUCUUGUUGCCACACCUAUGACUUUAGAGUACCGAAUACGCUUUUAAUUGGGUAUUGUCAGAAGGGUUUGGUCGAGAAGGCUGAAAUUAUGCUUCGAGAUAUCAUGGAGAAGGGGGAAAGACCGACUCCCAACAGUUGGGGUAUUAUUGGUGCAGGGUAUUUGGAUGAGGGUAAUUUCAGGAAGGCAUUUGAGUGCGUGAAGGAAGCUGUGGGUGCGAAAGAACGUAACUUGAAAUGGCGGCCGAAGCCCGGUUUAAUCGCAGAGUUGUUGAGCUGGCUUGGUGAUGAAGAGGAGUAUGAAGAGGUGGAUGCUUUCGUGCGGUCAGUUUCGGCAGUGGUCCCCGUGAAUAGAGAGAUGUAUUGUGCAUUGAUUAAAGCAGGUUUAAGAGCGGGGAAGGAUAUAGGAUCGAUUUUGGAUAGGAUGAAAGGUGAUGGGAUUGGUGUAGACGUUGAAAUUGAGGAGAUGAUAGGGAUAUGA